This is a messenger RNA of Pararge aegeria (speckled wood butterfly), 387 nucleotides long. RefSeq names its product flexible cuticle protein 12-like. The record is from RefSeq and is a predicted model, not a curated record. The coding region runs from base 28 to 387 and encodes 119 amino acids. Lineage: Eukaryota; Metazoa; Arthropoda; Insecta; Lepidoptera; Nymphalidae. The transcript has 2 exons.
AACACAUCUUCAUCCCUGUACAUCAAAAUGAAAUUGUUUUUGGUAAGCCUUUGCUUAUUCGCUGUAGCAUCCGCUGCUCCAUCUGAAAGCAGUGAUAAGCUCGCUGCGAUUCGUGCUUUACCAGCGCUAGAGCACGAGGAAGUCCACGAUGAAGCCGGACAGUAUGCGCUACGGUACGUGACAGCGGAGGGCACCGUAGUUUCAGAACGCGGGCGUCUUGUACCCUCCCACGACGGCACUGGAUAUGUCCUUGUCACCGAAGGAGAGGUUUCAUACGUGAGCGAUGACGGCAAAACCUAUGUCACCAAGUACAGCGCUGGAUUAGAUGGCACCAAAGUGGAGGGAAGCCACCUUCCUACCCCCGUUGAAGUUCCUGCCAGCCCUUGA